UUAGAAACCAACAAGUCCCAUCUGCGAAAGCUGUGAAGCAACGUUGUUUUUCUUCUCUUUGUCAUUGUGUCUAGGAAUUGCUCAAUGGUGCCCAGAAUCUCAAAAUGCGACCUUCUCAUUUCAAGAUAGCGUCUUCGCUCAGUCGGGGGCUGCACACCGCUCGCUCCAUGCCCCGCCAGCGAUACUUCCAUGUCACAACACCAGCGAGCAUGCCUCGGAAGCGGACUUUCUUCACCUCGAACGUUUACCUUUCCCAGAACACUGGCGAGCCGACCGCGAGGCCACCGAGGCAAGAAGAUGACGAUUCGUCUCAGCUCACAGCACCAAAGCGUAAGGGGGUGCGCUCCGCCGGCGCAAAGAACUCCCUACGACGCGUAGCGAUCAUCGCCCAGCGACCGGCGCAACGAGAACCAGGAGAGGUGCCUGCAGAGGUGGUGGAUGCAUCUGCACCCACACUGAUAAGCGCCGUGUGUGUUGCCGAAGCUUUCAAUAUGAAAACGGUUCUGGACAUUCUCCGGGCGCAUGGGUUUGACAUUGAUCCGUACCAGAGCGGGUUCGAGGCGAGCGAGGUGGUCCACGCGCGAGGCGUCAAUGGCGGUGAUAUCUUCGUUUUCCCCUCGGGGACCAUUGUAACCUGGGCCCUGCCACCAGAUGUUGUCACGAAGCAGUUGCUGAAUGCGGCAGAAACGCCGCUGAAGCCGGCUCUUCGGGAGAUGGAGGACCUGGAGUACGUGUCUGAUCCGAGCAAGGAGACGAGCAGUAUGAAGGGUGACAUCGUAGUCCUGGGCACAAAACUCGAAGAACGAGACGGUGAUAGGCUCGAUACAACCCUCGCCAAGAUUGCGUUUUCUUCUGGACUGGCCCGGAGUACAAAGCUUGCAGUGCUGGAAACCGCGCUGACGGCUUACUUUGAGAGCACCAGAAAGAUUCCUUCCGUGCUAUCAAAGGGUUCUGGCCUACCCUUGGGCAGGAAAUUCAUCUUGCAAAAGACGGGCGAGCUGUUGAGCCUCCGCGCGAGGCUGAAUCACUAUUCAGAACUCACUGACUCUCUUCCAGACAUCUUCUGGGACAGCCGCUCCGAAUUGGGUCUGGAAGGCUACUAUGAGCAGGUUGGCCGGGCGCUGGACGUCAACGUACGAAUCCGGACUUUGAACCAGAAGAUGGACUACGCGCAAGAGAUUGCGAGUGUUCUGCGGGAGAUGUCGAGCGAGCAGCAUAGCACGAGGCUGGAGUGGAUCAUCAUCAUCCUUAUUGCUGUCGAGGUCGUCUUCGAGGUUAGGAGGAUUGUGCUCGAGUACAGAGAAGAAAAGGAGGAUGAUAAAGUGGAAGCCUAGGAUUGUGUUUAUUCGAACUAGGUUAUGCUGUUGAACUUUAAAAAGAUACCCAACUCUAUGAUUAAACAAGGUUUCCAAGAUAUGUGCAUUCAGUCCAAUUUGGAUAUGAAGACACUCACAAUGUCCUGCAUAAUUGGCUUGCCUCGGC
This is a messenger RNA of Colletotrichum phormii, 1482 nucleotides long. RefSeq lists its product as uncharacterized. The transcript has a single exon. Gene Ontology annotation, biological process: positive regulation of mitochondrial translation. NCBI's taxonomy places the organism in Eukaryota, Fungi, Ascomycota, Sordariomycetes, Glomerellales, Glomerellaceae. Bases 105 to 1334 code for a protein of 409 amino acids. The record is from RefSeq and is a predicted model, not a curated record.